Rhagoletis zephyria (snowberry fruit fly) is the source of this 723-nucleotide messenger RNA. RefSeq lists its product as uncharacterized. The record is from RefSeq and is a predicted model, not a curated record. Lineage: Eukaryota; Metazoa; Arthropoda; Insecta; Diptera; Tephritidae.
AUGUUGCUGCUGUCACCUGCAGUCAACUACUGGACUACGCUACUCAAUUUCAUAAUACAAAAGUAUUUUAUUGACUCCCAUGCCACCUGUAUCCUGUGGCAUCGCGAUUUUCCAUUUGAAUUGAAAACACCAGCCGAUAGCGAAUUCAUACAAUACGUCAAUAUUUGGCCUGACAAUUUGUCACAAUCCUUGCAGCAGGACAUUUACAAUUUCACCGCUUUUGUCGAAAUCCAGCGCGGCUAUGGCAUGGAACUCGAUGCCUUGGUACAGAAAUUGACUAUAGCCAUCAGGGAAACGCAUUGUGAGUCUUUCGUCGCAUUUCAAGAGGACAUACCAGUCUUUACGCGUAGUUUCUACAACGCCAGCAGAAUAUCGGUAUGGCGUUCGUUACGCAAUAAAUUUCUAUUUGUCUACCGCAAGGACUUACUGCUGGACACUGAUACUUCGGUAUACUUCGACGACUUUCUUUUCAUAGAUCAACCAAAUAUUUUAAUAGUCGAAGCUGAGUGUGGCAAUUGCUCAAUGUUUGCAUUGAAAACUAAUAAAUUCGUUGGCCCUCUGGCUGAGCAUCCGGAACAGCUGUACAUAUUGGAUCGUUACAACGCUACAAACGGCACAUUUGAGUUUGGCGUUGAUUUGUAUAUGGACAAAAUAAAAGAUUUGCAGGGACGUGAGGUGACAGCUGGUGUUUUCGAUUAUCGUCCCUUUUCCGUGGUAGAUUUU